UUCAGUCUGCAUCAGUCAUGUUUCCACUUCUGCAUUGUGCCUUCAUGGUGAUUUCUGUAUCCGUGGUUUCCUCGGCCUCGUCUACAGCAACGCCAUUGACGACAGUGGCGACAACCCAAGGUACAGUUUUCAAUUCGUCUCAGUGUACAUUAAAACCAGUGGAUAAAGAUGUGGGUGCUAUUCUUCAUAUUUACUUGAGGAAUACAGAUAUCAAUAUAGUAAGAUAUACCGUGACGUUUCAAAACUACCCCAACACGGUCCUCGCUGAUGCUGGUGGGGAUUUGUUUCGACCGAACAUUUGGAUCCGCACAGUCAACCAGCAAGGUGUCAGAUUGCUGAUGCUUAAUGAUAACUUUGAAUUUUAUUCAAUGGGAUUCCUCAGCAACGGUAUUGCAGAAAUGAACGUCGAAUUAACUGAUAGCCCUAGUGGAUGCCUUCAACAUAUGAACAGUGCCCAGAGACUUCUUGCCAUGCGGACCCUCCUGGCUUCGGAUUUCCACUAUGAAAAAAAAGAAAUUUCUUUACAUAGAACGCAUCAACGAAUAUGCACCAUGGUUGUGAACAAGACGAUUGAGAACGGGAAAGUGGAAGCAAAUCUCACAUAUGUCUGCUGCAGGUUUGAGAAAGGUCAAAAGGAAAUGAUAUGUGAGUACAUGGCGAGUGAUGUGUGGAUUGAUCUGCUCCAUACGAUCAUUUUAGUGGCAACAAUUCUCGCGGUCUUGUUCUUUCCUCAAAUCGUUCCACGAUUCUUUUAUAUUCACCAUAAAAUUUCUUUUAAGAAUUUUAAGGCUUACAUUCUUCAACACCAACCGGUUGAGCUGAUAAGAACAUGCAAAGAAUGGUCCAUGAAAAUAGGAAAUAAAACGAUUCCUCUGAAAGAACUUGACCAUGAAGACUGUAAAGUACCAGUUGAAGAAACGACCUGGGUUAUCAAUAACGUUACAGUGCAAGUGGACUCUUCAGAAUACCUCAUGGAAAAUGAAGCCCCUGUUACGUGGACCAAGCUUCUAAAUGAAACACUUAUUGCAGUCCCGAAGACGCGUGCGUGUUGGCUGGACUUUUGUAUGAACUCUAUGCACCUGUCCCUUUAUGUUUCAGAAAAAAUAUGUAAAAUUUUCUACUAUAUUAGAAGGAUGAGAAAGCGAGCAGUCUGGGUUAUUUGUUUCGUACCAUUGGUUGUAAGCAUUAGUUGUUCCUUAACUUAUCUUGACUCGAAAUAUACUGAAUAUGUCAUUGCUUUAGCAAGACAGAACAUUACAGCCGAACAAGGUAUUUACUCUACAUCUGUCCGUAUUAGAAGGUGUUUGAACACAUUAUUUGCUUCCCUAAUACCUUUGGCAAUCCUUAUCUUUCUGCGGAUAAAAAGCAUAAAAUUGCCAAGUCUUGGCAAGGUUCUUUGGACAUGCGACAAGGAAAGCAUACAAACAGUGCUUCAUGGUAGCUUCCAGAUGUGUUUGGUCAUUGUGAGAAACACGGGAAUGGUUGGAAUAAUUCUGUCCCCAAUCAUUGUUAUAAUUACCCUUCCAAUAUCAAUAGUGCUACACAUACCAUUGUUGUCCGUUGUGGUACGCCUUUUCAUCCUCCCUGGAAUGCAUAUCUCAAGGUUAAGACGCUUUCUUGUUAAGAUUAACAAGCUGAUCAAUCCAAAUAGUACCAAUGAACCACCAGAGUAUCUCAAGACUGAUGGCUGUAAUAUGUUCUUGUACGUGUUGUCAUAUAGCGUACUGUUUUGUUUGGUGCUCUACUGGACCCAUUUCUGUUUAGCCUUUUAUAUUAAAGUUAUCUUCUAUACAUUCCUUGGUUUAGUGUUCCAUUCAGACAAAAUGUUGAUCUAUUGUGCAAUGGCAUUAUUUUCUGCAAUGUAUGCAAGAGACAUAUUGAGGUGCAUUACUUUAUUGUAUGUUCAGUAUUCUAGAAUAAUGAGGAAACUUAUAUUUGCUGAGGUAGAGACCGAGCUUGUAAAGUGUACAUUGCCCGAAAAGAAACAAAUAGUCCUUCUUCCACUGUCACCGAACUUCAAUGGGUCCAUUGACAUUAACUAUGAUGAAAGAACAAAUAGAGUUAGUUGUGACACUGUGGGUAUGGCUGCAAUUUUCCUUCGGAAAUCUCAAGAUAAGACUUGCUAUGCAAUAUCAAAAAACUUUGUGAUGAAUAAUAUACAUUUACGGGUGCCCGGAUGUCCAGGCGUUGUUCGUACGAAUGUUAUGCGGUCAUUCAACAGGCUUGUGUCAACUGGUGUCUUCCUAGGGUUGUUCCUGUUCGUGGUGCUCGUCUUUGGAGAUAGGUAUAAGGUAUCUUCAUUGAAACAACUUCUUUUGACCGCGUCUGGUGGACUUCUACCGUUAAUUUUCGGAGGGGUUGCUAGAAGUGCACUUGGCACGUGUGGAUUAAAGCUAGAGAAUACAGAAUUUUCGGACCUAAGACUUAUGUUGAAACUUGGACUAGAAAACACCAUUGAGAAAUGGCAGGUCGUUGAAGUGAGUCUUUCCCCAAAAGAUGGUAAAGCUGACGUUACUUCAUUGUCAUCUGAAGAUAUUGCAACUCCAGAAGUGACAGCAUGUUUGUAUGACAAAUAUGAUGAAAAAAUAACUGCAAAAGAAUGUGCAUGUGUAUGUCCGCCUCCUAAAAAGAAAAUUCUUGAGGAACCUGAAACUGUGGUUGACUUAGAGCCAACUAAAGAAUAGACGAUAUUGCUAGCCUAGGGGUCGUCAUGCUGUAGACCCGGGUUCGAUGCCUUGCAUGGGUACAAUGUGUGAAGCCCAUUUCUGUUAUCUACCGCUUUGAUAUUGCUGGAAUAUUGCUAAAAACGGCUCAAAACUAUACUCACUCUUUCCCUUUCCGAAGAUAUAUUGUACAAAAACUUUGCCGUCGGCUACACAGUCACAACAACCCAUAUCUUUAAGAAAUGUACACUCAAUCAGGAACCGUUAUACGCGCAAGACCUGCUUUCCAUGAAAGUCAUUCUUAAAAUCUGUUUUAGCAAAUUGAAUACUGUCAUUCGCGGAAAUACCCUUUGGUAGAUGGUCAUGGACUGAGUGGGAACAUUCAUGCUUUUCUGAAGUUUUUCACGAUUUCUAUAAGUCCGACCUCAAUAUCAUUAGAUAGUUAAUUAAAAGUUUCGUCAACAAGUCUUACCGUUAUCUUCGUGUUUGUGACCAUAGGUGUCCCUGUUUGAACAAAUGAACACAUGACUUGCCACCGGUGGGGCACCUUUUCGCAAGAACACAGACUCUGAUUAGAGAUAUUUGUUAUGUUUAUGGUAAAGGUUUUGUCACGUUUAUUUAUAAGACUGCAGUCUGAUGAUGAUUAUUUUCACUUUGCCCAUUUUUCAAAUUGUAAUUACAAAAGCACUAAAACUGUAUAUGUCGUACAAUCAAUUCUUCUCUCAUUGACAGGGUGGGUGGCCCAGUUCUCUCAAAGAAAGGAUUUUGUUUGAUAUUAAUCUGUACAUAUAAAUAAUCGUGGUGCAUUGUUUUGCCUUCAACUAAGCUCAGUUAAAUUAUUAUAGUUUGCAUUUUUGUCCAGUUCUGUUCUCCAUUGAUCGCUGUCAAUUGUCUUCACUAGCCAUAGCAAUCAUACAACCUGCACAGUUGUGGUAUCACAUUUAAUGAUUUGAUUUCUUAUUCUUGUUUUUAAACCAAUCACUUUUAGGUGGUGUGUUGUUUGUAGUUAAUAUGCAUUCCAAUAAAUUUAUGUAAACGUCGGACAUUAUUAUUCUGUUUGUUCAUUUUAGUAUUCAGUAUUCAAAUAUUUUAUGUUUUCCCAUUCCUUAUGAAACUGUGGAUCUAAAAACUUCAGCCAUAUUCAUGUAGAGUCUAAUGUACACGAUUUUCAUUGUUUAUUGUGCAUAUAGUUUUAUUACAGUCUGUGUUAUGCCUAGUGAUGUGUACAAUAUAUUUGUGAAAUAUUAUUUCUGUAUUAGUUCAAUUUCUUGAUCAAGUGAGUUAAUCUAAUGUAUAGCGUCCAUUGUCCAUUGUCCAUCCAUCAACUUUGGUCGAUUUAUAUAUUUUCAUAAGCUUUUUUUGUCUAUUACGCUCUCUAGAAUUCGAGAUAUCCGAGACUGAUUAUUUUCCGGCGUUGGAGCUUCUAAUUUGUAUGUUUCCGAUUUAACCCCUUAAACCCGAGGACCAGUAAAACGGAAACACAAGCCCCUACCAUUCUAUUAUUAGCUAAUCAGUAAACCGCAGUCUAUUAGCGGGCGAGGCCAAAUGUGUUUCGGGUUCCUGGAAACAUAAACCCCAAAAUAAAAUGUUUGUCUGGCGAACCUAAGAAUCGCUUGCAGUAUAUUCCUCAGUUAAAUACUGCACCUAUACAUAUGAACUCAAAUGAAUCACCAUCUUGCGAUUAUGUAGGUAUUGUUUCAAAUUUUGAAGCAAUAUUUAAAACAUGAUGUGUUAAUAUAAAUUUUACUAUUUCUACAAACAUGUCUAUGUUCGUGUUGUUUUGUGGUUGUUUUCCCGAGUUUGUGUUUGAAUUUUGAUUAUAAAAAUAGUUAUGGCAAUCUUAAAUUAAUCAUGUGUUGCAGGUUUUGGUAUCAUAUUCAGUUGAGUUGAUUUCUUGAAUUUAUUUAUUUGAGUUAUAUGUUUUGGAUACAGGUGGUGGUUUCUUAGCUGUUCUUUAAGUAUAUUUAUGUGAAAAGCACAUACACGUCAGUAUAAUGUUGUGUAUGAAUAAAUCUUAUUAUGAUUUGAUUUUGAGUGUUGUCCAUUAAGUUCGACAAUAUGCUUUGUUAAUAACAUGUAUAAAUGCUGUUAGUAUUGCCUGGGUACUCUUUGCAUGGCAUUAUGUGAUACUUGUUCACUUUUGAGUAAAUUACUUAGCAUUC
Molecule: messenger RNA, 4825 nt
Organism: Haliotis rufescens (red abalone)
Lineage: Eukaryota; Metazoa; Mollusca; Gastropoda; Lepetellida; Haliotidae
Exons: 1
Coding region: 18-2684 (888 amino acids)
Source: RefSeq, a predicted model, not a curated record